GCGGAAAUGAUUGGUGUGUCGCUUGAUGACACCUCGAUGUACUGUCUCGCGUGGAGUUGGUCGGCACAGAAACCCCUUUGCAUUACAAAGGACGAAUUCAUGAGCGGCAUGAAGUUUCUCGGCGCACCUGUGAGGAAGGUUGGAGGCAACUGUGCGCCCACGGUGUCGCUGGUGAAAGCACCCAAGCCUGAGUUUGAGCCGUAUCUCUGUGCGAUUCGCAGUCACAUUGAUGGGGUGGAUGAAGUGCUUCGCAGGGAUCCUGAUCAGUUCAGACAGUUUUACCGGUUUUUAUUUCGCUGGGUGCGAUCCCCGGAGACCAUGUCGAGGAGUGUAGGUGAAUCUGGUAUGAACAUAGACUCAGCUGUUGAGCUGUGGCGUAUGCUCUUUCCCGCGUACAGGGGCUUCCCCCAUUUGGAGGAAUGGAUCACGUUUUGCACGACAAAGGAUCUCUUUCGGCGAGAAUCUAUUAGCAGAGAUUUGUGGGAACAGUUUCUCGAAUUCACUGCAUUAACACGGUAUGACACCUAUGAUGUUAAUGAUGCAUGGCCGAGCGCUGUUGAUGACUUUGUUGAAUACUUCAAAGGUAAGCAGAAGUUGUGUGACAAGGAGGAAUGA
This is a messenger RNA of Trypanosoma theileri, 615 nucleotides long. RefSeq lists its product as uncharacterized. The annotation marks the transcript as partial. The transcript has a single exon. Lineage: Eukaryota; Euglenozoa; Kinetoplastea; Trypanosomatida; Trypanosomatidae. Gene Ontology annotation, cellular component: ubiquitin ligase complex. The record is from RefSeq and is a predicted model, not a curated record. Gene Ontology annotation, biological process: positive regulation of ubiquitin-protein transferase activity; protein neddylation. Gene Ontology annotation, molecular function: ubiquitin-like protein binding; cullin family protein binding; ubiquitin conjugating enzyme binding.